AUGUACGGCCUUAAGAAGCUUGCCCUCGUCGCAGGGGCUCUGCUGCCCUUCGUCAACGCCGCUCCCGUCGCCUCCCAGCCUGAGGCCCGGGCCAUUCCCAACAAGUACAUCGUCACCCUGAAGGCGAGUGCAGAUGUCGAGUCUCAUCUUGCGUGGGCCAAGAAUGUGCAUGCUCGGAGCAUCGGACGUCGCGAUCUCUCUGGAGUCGAGAAGACAUUCAACAUCAGCGACUUCAACGGCUACUCGGGAUCCUUCGACGAUGCUACCAUCGAGGAGAUUAAGGCCAGUGAUGCCGUCGCUGCCGUCGAGGCUGAUCAGAUCUGGAGCCUCUAUGCCCUGACAACCCAGUCGAACGCGCCUUCGUGGGGUCUGGGAGCCGUAUCCCACAAGGCCGGGGCUGGCUCGACCAGCUACGUCUACGACAGCUCCGCUGGCACAGGCACAUAUGCCUACAUCAUUGACACCGGCAUCAACGCCGCCCACAACGACUUCGGCGGCCGGGCCAGCCUGGGCUACAGUGCAGUCACUGGCUCUACCGCCGACACUGUUGGCCACGGCACACACGUUGCAGGCACCAUCGGUGGGACAACCUACGGUGUGGCCAAGGCGGCCACCAUCAUCGCUGUAAAAGUGUUCCAGGGCGAUUCGGGAACAACUGCUGACGUGCUGGACGGCUAUUCCUGGGCUGUUAACGACAUCACCUCCAAGGGCCGUGCCGGCGUCGCAGCCGUCAGCUUGUCACUCGGUGGUGGCGUCUCCACGGCUUUCAAUAACGCUGUCCAGUCUGCGUACACCUCCGGUGUCAUCAGCGUCGUUGCUGCUGGUAACGAGGCCCAGAACGUUGCCAAUGUCUCCCCCGCUUCAGCUCCCAACGCCAUCACUGUCGGUGCUACCACCAACGCGAACCGAUGGGCCACGUACUCGAACUUUGGUAGCGGUGUCGACAUCCUUGCCCCUGGCACCAGCAUCACCUCCGCCUGGAUCGGCUCCAACUCCGCGACCAACAGCAUCUCUGGCACCUCCAUGGCAACCCCCCACGUCACUGGCCUCGUUCUCUACCUCAAGGCUCUCGAGGGUCUGGCGUCUCCUGCCGCAGUUGCCUCCCGCAUUAAGGCUCUAGGGUCGUCUGGUAUCAUCACCGGUGUGCCUAGCAGCACCGUCAACCUCCUUGCCUACAACGGAAACGGUGCUUAG
This is a messenger RNA of Diaporthe batatas, 1194 nucleotides long. RefSeq lists its product as uncharacterized. The record is from RefSeq and is a predicted model, not a curated record. Gene Ontology annotation, molecular function: serine-type endopeptidase activity. NCBI's taxonomy places the organism in Eukaryota, Fungi, Ascomycota, Sordariomycetes, Diaporthales, Diaporthaceae. Bases 1 to 1194 code for a protein of 397 amino acids. Gene Ontology annotation, biological process: proteolysis. The transcript has 4 exons.